CAGAAAGAUCGUUUUCAGUGACUGCUGGUGAGCGUUUGUCAACCUGACACAAACUAGAGACACCCAGGAAGAGAGGCUCCCAGUUGAGGAACUGCUUCCGUGGAUUGCCCUGUGGCAGCUGCUUAUUGCUGGCAGACAGGCUGAGUUCCGCAGCCGUGUGAUCAGUUGGACGAGACCAGAAAGGAGCGUGGGGAGAGAGGACCAAGAGACUCUGUAGGGGCUGUCCAGAGGCAGUUCUCAGUCUCCAGGAGCAAGCAAUCUCAGGGAGCAUGGUGCUGAGGUGAGCCAGGUCAUGAAGCCAACACUGCCGGGCUUGGUGCUAUGGUCACUGCUCCUCCAGCCCGGGCUGGCAUUCUGGACCUCCCAGAUGGGGCAGAACUGCCACAAUGGCAGCUACCAGAUCAGUGUCCUGAUGAUGAACAACUCAGCCUUCCAAGAACCUCUGAGUAACUUGGAAGAUGCAGUGAAUGAAGGAUUGGACAUCGUGCGAGCACGUCUGCAUGAAGCCGGCAUAAACGUCACUGUGAAUGCGGCUUUCAUCUACUCCGACGGUCUGAUUCAUAGCUCAGGGGACUGCCGAAGUAGCACAUGUGAAGGCCUUGACUUACUCAGGGAAAUUACAAGGGACGGUAAGAUGGGCUGUGCUCUCAUGGGGCCCUCGUGUACAUUCUCCACCUUCCAGAUGUACCUUGACACAGAGUUGAACUAUCCCAUGAUUUCAGCUGGAAGCUUUGGAUUGUCAUGUGACUAUAAAGAAACCUUAACCAGGCUGAUGUCUCCAGCUAGAAAGCUGAUGUACUUCUUAGUUGAUUUUUGGAAAGUCAAUGAUGCACCUUUCAAAACGUUUUCCUGGAACUCUUCGUAUGUUUACAAGAAUGGUUCAGAGCCCGAGGACUGUUUCUGGUACCUCAAUGCUCUGGAAGCUGGAGUUUCAUAUUUUUCUGAGGUGCUCAACUUCAAGGAGGUCUUGAGACGUAAUGAACAGUUCCAGGAAAUCUUAAUCGGCCGUAACAGGAAAAGCAAUGUGAUCAUUAUGUGUGGCACACCAGAAAGCUUCCAGGAUGUGAACACUGGCCUGGAAGUGGCUGAAGACACGGUUGUUAUCCUAGUGGAUCUGUUCAGCAACCAUUACUUUGACAACGACACCAUAGCUCCUGAAUAUAUGAACAAUGUCCUCAUUCUCACGCUGCCUCCUGAAAAUUCCAUCUCAAAUACCUCUUUCUCCAAGAAUUUUCCAUCAGUAAGUUGUAUUUACUUGCUGAUCUAUGGAACCUUGCUGUUUGGUCACAUGCUGAAGAUAUUUCUGGAAAAUGGAGAAGAUGUUGCCACUUCCAAAUUCGCUCAUGCAUUUAGGAAUCUCACUUUUCCAGGCUAUGGAGGACCUGUGACUCUGGACGACUGUGGGGACGUCGACAGUACUAUGGUACUUCUAUAUGUUUCCAUGGAUACCAGGAAAUACGAAGUUCUUUUGGCUUAUGACACCCACACCAACAGAACUAUCCCUGUGGCGACAAGCCCCACUUUCAUCUGGAAGAACCACAGGCUUCCUAAUGAUAUCCCAGGCCUGGGCCCUCAAGUCCUGAUGAUCGCCGUCUUCACACUCACGGGGACCGUGAUCCUGUUGUUGCUGAUCGCUCUCCUGGUGCUCAGAAAAUACAAAAAAGAUAAUGAACUUCGUCAGAAAAAAUGGUCCCACAUUCCUCCUGAGACCAUCUUUCCACUGGAGACCAAUGAGACCAGUCAAAUCAGCCUGAAGAUUGAUGAUGACAAGAGGCGAGAUACAAUCCAGAGACUCCGCCAGUGCAAAUAUGACAAAAAGAAAGUGAUCCUCAAAGAUCUUAAGCACAGUGAUGGCAACUUCACCGAGAAACAGAAGAUAGAAUUAAACAAGCUGUUGCAGUCUGACUACUACAACCUGACCAAGUUCUAUGGCACCGUGAAGCUGGACACCAGGAUCUUUGGGGUGAUUGAAUACUGUGAGAGAGGAUCCCUUCGGGAAGUUUUAAACGACACCAUCUCCUACCCUGAUGGUACAUUCAUGGAUUGGGAGUUUAAGAUCUCUGUCUUAUAUGACAUUGCUAAGGGGAUGUCAUAUCUCCACUCCAGCAAGAUUGAAGUCCAUGGGCGUCUGAAAUCUACCAACUGCGUGGUGGACAGCAGGAUGGUGGUGAAGAUCACAGAUUUUGGGUGCAAUUCCAUUUUACCACCCAAAAAAGACCUGUGGACUGCUCCAGAGCACCUGCGCCGAGCCAACAUCUCUCAGAAAGGAGACGUGUACAGCUUUGGGAUCAUUGCCCAAGAGAUCAUCCUGCGGAGGGAAACUUUCUACACCCUUAGCUGCCGGGACCAGAAUGGUAAAUCAGAGCCGCCUCCAGGGCUCAUGGGGGAGCCAGACAAUCUGCAUUCUGGACUCAGAUCUUGGGACCACAUCCCACGCCUCUUAUCAGCAGGAGUAAUGACUUUUUGGCCCCACUGCACAUCUUACAAGGAUGGAAGGGUGUAUCUACUUGUCAAAAGCUGUUGGGAGGAAGAACCAGAGAAACGACCAGAUUUCAAGAAAAUUGAGAGCACACUGGCCAAGAUAUUUGGCCUUUUUCAUGACCAAAAAAAUGAAUCUUACAUGGACACCUUGAUCCGCCGGUUACAGCUGUAUUCGCGAAACCUGGAGCAUCUGGUGGAGGAAAGGACACAACUGUACAAGGCAGAGAGGGACAGGGCUGACCGGCUUAAUUUCAUGCUGCUCCCAAGGCUAGUGGUAAAGUCUCUGAAGGAAAAAGGCAUUGUGGAGCCAGAACUCUAUGAGGAAGUCACAAUCUAUUUCAGUGACAUCGUGGGUUUCACCACCAUCUGCAAGUAUAGCACCCCCAUGGAAGUGGUGGACAUGCUGAAUGACAUCUACAAGAGUUUUGAUCAGAUUGUGGACCACCACGACGUCUACAAGGUAGAAACCAUAGGUGAUGCCUACGUGGUGGCCAGUGGUUUGCCCAUGAGGAACGGCAACCGGCAUGCAGUAGACAUCUCCAAGAUGGCCUUGGACAUCCUCAGCUUCAUAGGGACUUUUGAGCUGGAGCAUCUUCCUGGCCUCCCAGUGUGGAUUCGCAUUGGAGUUCAUUCUGGUCCCUGUGCUGCUGGGGUUGUGGGAAUCAAGAUGCCUCGUUAUUGCCUGUUUGGAGACACUGUCAACACUGCCUCGAGGAUGGAAUCCACUGGCCUCCCCUUGCGAAUUCACAUGAGCAGUUCUACCAUAGCCAUCCUGAAGAGAACUGAGUGCCAGUUCCUGUAUGAAGUGAGGGGAGAAACAUACCUAAAGGGAAGAGGGACAGAGACCACAUACUGGCUGACUGGAAUGAAGGACGAGAAAUACAACCUACCAACCCCACCAACUGUGGAGAACCAACAGCGUCUACAAGCUGAAUUUUCAGACAUGAUUGUCAGCGCUUUGCAGAAAAGACAGGCCUCAGGGAUAAAAAGCCGGAAACCAACACGAGUAGCCAGUUAUAAGAAAGGCACUCUGGAAUACCUGCAACUGAACAGCUCGGACCAGGAGAGUACCUGUUUUUAGCCUCGGAUGACACAGAUUCAGUCUCCAUUUAGACACCAACCUCAAGUGUCCCGAAAACCUGCAUUUUCCUGAGACAACGACUCAGUAAAACACAUAGCCUUACUGUCCUUCCUGGAACAUAGAUUUUCUUCCAUGAGCCACAUGGGUAUUCUUGGGCUAUUUUUUAUUAAGACAGAAUCUCAUGUUUCCCAUACUGACUCCAAACUCCACUAUGUAGCAGAAGAUGACCUUGAACUUCUGAUCCUCCUACCUCCACCUCGUCAGUGACAUAUGUGUUCAUGACAGCGUGAUGAUCCUGAACUCCAGAGCCAUGACCCACAGCUGUCCCAAAGAGCUUGAACCUGGAAAAGAGAAGGAGGGAAUUUACUAUGUAGAACUUGUGAUUUUUGUUCCUAAUUCAUUUGUGUCCUUGUUUUGUUUACUGGUUCUUUCCUCUUCUAUACACAUGAGAGAAUUUUUUAAAAAUACUCUCAAUUAUAUUUUAAGUAGCUUGUCUCAUAAAUGCUUAACUAAAAAAGUUUUUCAUAAAAUAUGCUAAAUAUUAGGUAGGAAUAAAAGUUAAAAGUUUUUAGAGUCUGGUAUGUAUUUCUACCUCUCCUGUUCCUCUUUGUGGAAGCACCAACUACUGUUGCUGAAAAGCUGACAAAGGCCCCCACAGAGAACAGGACAAAGGUAACAUGGCUGUUCACAUACAGAACCUCAAAGGUGGACCUCACCCACUGCAUGGGGGUGGGUUACUGAUCUGAAAACAGAGGCUUUGCCUUGGCUUGUCCACUUAGCAAUGUAGAUAUGUAACACACGUCAUUGCAGUGACCUAAAGGGCACAGGCAAAUGUUCAGUUCCUACACUGCUUUUUCCCAGUUGAGGUAACCAGUAUCUCUAAGCACCCACUGUCUCUCAUUGGAUAUCAUAGGAUAGCCCUUUCAUUAAGUGAUGCGUGACUUUCCCCAUGUAUAUUAUAGCAUUAUAUAUAAUGUAUUGUGGUUUGAAUGAGAAAGUGUCCCCCAUAGGUUCAAGUAUUUGGAUACUUGGUAUGUGGUCACCAGUUAGUGAUGCUGUUUGGAGCAGUCAUGAGAUCCCUAGAAGUUUCCUUGCGGGAGGAAACAUAUCACUGGGGGAGGGCUUUGAGGGUUCAUAUCUUUGUCCACUUGCAGUUUGCUCUCUCCACUCCCUGCACAUGCCUGAAGAUGUGGGCACUCAGCUGUCUGCUCCUGCCUGCUCUGCCGCCGCGCCUCGCUGCUGUUAUGAAUUCUCCCUCUGGAACUGUAAGCUGAA
Nannospalax galili (Upper Galilee mountains blind mole rat) is the source of this 4837-nucleotide messenger RNA. RefSeq names its product guanylate cyclase 2C (gene Gucy2c). Gene Ontology annotation, biological process: cGMP biosynthetic process; intracellular signal transduction; receptor guanylyl cyclase signaling pathway. The record is from RefSeq and is a predicted model, not a curated record. The transcript is spliced from 27 exons. The coding region runs from base 293 to 3562 and encodes 1089 amino acids. Lineage: Eukaryota; Metazoa; Chordata; Mammalia; Rodentia; Spalacidae. Gene Ontology annotation, molecular function: guanylate cyclase activity; peptide receptor activity; ATP binding.